Molecule: messenger RNA, 2293 nt
Organism: Cheilinus undulatus (humphead wrasse)
Lineage: Eukaryota; Metazoa; Chordata; Actinopteri; Labriformes; Labridae
Gene: slc35f2
Product: solute carrier family 35 member F2
Exons: 9
Coding region: 134-1252 (372 amino acids)
Biological process (GO): transmembrane transport
Cellular component (GO): membrane
Molecular function (GO): transmembrane transporter activity
Source: RefSeq, a predicted model, not a curated record
AUUGACUCUAGGUCCGGCUGUGAAGGUGGCCCGCGUGGAUGGUGAGAUUUUGACAACAUGGAAAUUUACCGCUUAGGGAGAUUUUCGUGAUACCUCCGAAGACAGAGGAAUAAAACGUUUGGCAGCCAGAGACAUGGAGGGGCUCCAGGAGGACAGACUGUGGGGGAAAUGGAGGGUUGCUUGUGGUUUGCACAGUUACAACUUGAGGGAUGUCUUCACAUGGCAUCUGCUGAAGACCAUAGUGAUGGGCCAGGUGUUGUCCCUGCUCAUCUGUGGGACUGCAGUGAGCUGUCAGUACCUGGCCGACGCCGGGGUGGAGACGCCCAUGCUGCAGAGCUUCCUCAACUAUGCCCUGCUGCUGAUCAUCUACACCACCAUCCUCUGCACCCGCAAAGGUGACAGAAACAUCGUAGAGAUUUUAAAAACCAAGUGGUGGAAAUAUCUGAUCAUGGGUCUGGCAGAUGUGGAGGCAAACUAUACAGUUGUGAAAGCUUAUCAGUUCACAACACUGACAAGUAUACAGCUACUGGACUGUUUUGUGAUCCCGGUGCUGAUGUUCCUAUCCUGGUUCAUCUUGAAGACUCGCUACAGGCUGGUCCACUUUGUAGCAGUGAUUGUGUGUUUGUUAGGGGUGGGGGCCAUGGUGGGAGCCGACAUCCUGGCAGGCAGAGACCAGGGAUCCAGUAGUGAUGUGGUGUUGGGAGACGGUUUGGUCCUGCUCAGUGCUGGCCUCUAUGCUGUAUCCAAUGUGUGCCAGGAGUACACGGUGAAGAACUUGAGCCGAAUCGAGUUCCUGGGCAUGAUGGGGCUGUUUGGGACCGUCAUCAGUGGCAUACAGCUAGCUGUUCUUGAAAUUCCUGCAGUAGCAGUGAUAAAGUGGGACCUCCACAUUUCGAUGCUGUUUGCUCUCUAUGCGCUGUGCAUGUUCGCUCUGUACAGCUUCAUGCCUGUGGUGGUGAAGAUGACCAGCGCUACAGCCGUCAACCUCUCUCUGCUCACUGCUGACCUCUUCAGUCUCUUCUGUGGGAUCUUCCUCUUUCGUUACACAUUCUCCACCCUGUACAUCAUCUCUUUUGUCAUCAUUACUGUGGGUUUCAUCAUGUUCAACGCUGUUCCCACCUACUCGGCUCUACCAGACUCUAGCUCAAGUGAUGAUGAAGAUCCUGCUGCUGAUGGCACCUCGAGCCGCCUGUUGUCUCAAGACGGAGACAAUCAGAGGACUGAGACAGUCACAGCUGUGGCUGCUCUGUGACUGAUACAGAAGAAGAGGGAGGAAGACAUUGCUGCUAGAAGAGAAGUUCAUUACAGAUGAUGACAUGCCACAAACUCAGAUGGGGGGCAGAAAAUGUAUAGAAAAUGUAUAUCUACAUAGAAAGGUGCUAUCAAAAUGCCAAAGUUUUGUGCUCUUUAUGACUGAACCAACAAUUCUACAAAAAUAAUUCAAUCUUCAACUUCUUUUGUGUCCUGAAAGUUGUGUCAAAUUCAGGAAAAAAAGUUUCAGAGCUAAUGGGGAAAUGGCAGGAGACAGAUUAAAAGCACCUGUCUAAAGUCAGUACUUGAGGUGUCAGAAGUACUCGCCUCUACACCAGUUAAACCAGUUAACCUGCUGGAAAAAUCACUUUUGUGAAAAGUGCAGGGAUCAUACCUAGUGUAUGUAAUAAUUUUCUGAUGAUAAUUGCAGUUUGCUCAUUCAGAGCUUUUAUGUUCCAAUUUUCCUCCAUUCCCAUUCCUUCCUAACUGUUGUUCACUUCCUGCCCCCCAUCUGAUAUUCUUGUGUCAUCGGGAUCAUGCAACUGCAAACAACCUGUUGUUGCAGUUGUACAAAGUUUUGUAUUUUCGUUAUUAAAUUUGAUGAAGCUGGUUUAAUAUUUUAAAAGUUAAAAAAUACAUUUCAUUCCUAUUCAUGAAAGGUCACUGAAGAUAUUCCUUUUUAAGUAAUGUUAAAUGAUCACCUGUUACUGCACUUAAUGUCAGACUCAAAGAGUGUAUCAACAUGGCUGCUUUUUAUUGUCCCUUAAAUAUUGUUUUUCUCUUUUUUUUUUGAAAAUUUUUAUAUAUAUUUGUAAUAUAUUGGCAAUGCCUUUUUUAAACAGCUGCAUAAUUGAGAUGAACACAAUCCAAUCAGAAAGUUGUAUUUUGUUGCCUUUGAUGCUGUUACAAUCUUCAUUUGGUAAUCUACCAAAUCCACUGUAAUGACAAGGUUUUGUUUACCUUAUGUUGCCAAGUGUAUAGCAUGUAACCAUGCAGCAGAAGUUUUACUUUUAUAAUAUUAAAGACAGUUUUUUAUAUUUUC